GACCCGUGGCCCAACUCGGUCCCCACCCUCCGCGACCCUCGCUCUCCCUGCCGUCCCCGGUAGCCUCCGCUGUCUCCUUGUGAUACGAGACUUCCGUUAUCUCUAGAGCUCCCCUUAAUUUCUAGCAAUCCCCAGAGCCCCCACAACCCCCGCAGACCCUGAUCCCUAAUAUUUGAUCGUUCCAGCUCUUCCAGUGAUACAGGAGCUCCCACCUCACCAUUAUUCCUGGACAUCCCCUCUAAGGCCCUUCUCAUAUCAGUCUUACAGAUGGCCCCGUUGCCCCCUGGAGCUCCUAGAGCGCCUCCUCUGCUCCAGAUUCCCCCCUUCUUGCUGCAUCGCCCCUUCCGCAUCUCCUUACCUUCAUGCAUCUAAGACCCCCCGAGGCACCCCCAUCCUCCCUCCAUUUCCUAUCCUCCCGUGCCCCCAUUAUCUAACUCCUGCAGACACCUCCUCUCCUCGCACUUUUCCUCCUUUCCCUCCAUCCCUCCAGACCCUCCCCCAAUUUCUAUCAACUCUUCAGCGUGGCACUUCGCCCCGCGCGAAGUCCGAGCCGAGCACUCGGCCGGUGUCAGCUAUUCUUAGGCGCUUCCGACUGCCCCGGGUGCCCGAAGCCCCCGCCCGCCUCCCGCCCCCACUCCUGCCCCGGGGACGAAGAAGCUCGCGGCCUGGGGGUCCGGGCGGGGCGGCGGCGGGGGGACUCCGAGCCCCCGCCAGCCCCGUGCGCCCUUUGCCCGCAGCGCCGGCGCCCCCCAUGCGCCAGACGGCAGGACGGCGGCGUCGGGGGGCGCCAUGGCCUCGGCGGCGGCGGGCGAAGCGGAGGAAACCACCCGGUUGCGCAAGCCGCGCUUCUCGUUCGAAGAGAACCAGAUUCUGAUCCGUGAGGUGCGCGCCCACUACCCGCAGCUCUACGGCGCGCAGAGCCGUCGGGUGAGCGUGGCCGAGCGACGGCGCGUGUGGGACGGCAUCGCCGCCAAGAUCAACGGUAUCACCAGCUGGAAGCGCACGGGCCAGGAGGUGCAGAAGCGCUGGAACGACUUCAAGCGCCGCACCAAGGAGAAGCUCGCUCGCGUGCCGCACUCCACACAGGGCGCAGGGCCCGCCGCGGAGGACGCCUUCUCCGCGGAAGAGGAGACCAUUUUUGCCAUCCUGGGGCCAGGUGUGGCGGGGCCAGGGACAGGUGCUGGGGCGGAGGAGCCCCCUGCAGCCCCCUCUUCACAGCCGCCGCCCCCAAGUGCCUGCCCCCAGCGCUACGUGUUGUCGGAAGACCGCCGGGAGGACCGACGUGCAGAUACAUCAGCCCACAGCAAGGGGGGCUCCAGCAGCCCGGAGCCAUGGGCCCGGCCCUCCUGCACUCCCCAGGAAGGGGGCUGCCCACGGCCCAAGGAGCGUGAGUCCCCACCCCCUUCAGCCCUGCAGCCGGUCCAGCUGCCUCGCCUGGCCUUGUCUCCACCACCCCCAGCCCCUCCACUGCCACCCCCACUGCCACUGGCCCAAGUGGCACCCUCGCCCCCUAGCCCCCCACCCCCUCCUCGGCCGCCACCCACGCUCUCGGCCUCAGACCCCUCCCUGGACUUCCUGCGGGCCCAGCAGGAGACUGCCAACGCCAUCCGGGAGCUGGCCGGCACCCUUCGACAGGGACUGGCCAAACUGAGCGAGGCCCUGAGCGCUCUGCUGCCCCUUCUGCCAGGAACCCCAGUCGACUCCCUGCCCCCACCUCUGCCCCCACCCCCACCCCCACCCCCACCUCCCAGGCCCGUCCUGCCCCCACCAGCCCCCAAGGUGGAGAUCACCCCAGAGCCCGUGUCUGUGGUGGCUGCUGUGGUGGACGGGGCAGUGGUGGCAGCCAGGGGAGUGAUCAUUGCCCCAAGGAGCGAGGAGGGGGCGCCCCGGCCACCCCCAGCCCCACUCCCUCCACACGACUCCCCGCCACACAAGCGGAGAAAAGGUUUCCCUACACGGAAAAGGCGAGGCCGAUGGAAAUCUCCGUGAAAUCUACUAUCUAUGCUCCUGCCUGCACCCCCUCUCCCCAGCUUGGCGCAGUCGAGGGGGGCGAUGCUCUCUGCCCAUCCCAGCUGCACCCUAGCUCCCUGCUCCAGGGAUGUGAGCACCCACUCCCUGUGCUAGUUAGUGCCUGAUUCUCUGGGGGAGCCUCAGUAAUGGGCCCCCCCCAACCCCUUUCUCUGGUACAGUGCUGUCUGCCUGGCUGCCUCCCUUAACCCUGACUUCUAAGCCAUCAAUUUCAUGUUAUUUAUUAUUGCCCUAUGUGGGGUGGGGAGGGAACCUCUCGGGUCUGCACAUCUCCCCUUCCCUAACAGUUCCUGUUCUUGACUUGAAGAGAAUUGACCCGUGGGGGACUCCCCACCUGCCCAACCCAGACUUUGGAGCGCGUGGGAGUUGUGAGACAAAUCAAAAUAUGGAUGACAAAGAGGAUAUAGCCGUGUAUACCCCAGGGAGAGGAGGCACCGAGUUCUGAUGGGAGAGGUAUAGGUUGGGUUCUCUGCCUACCAUUGCUGUCUCUGACUUCUGGAGCUCAACCCCCUCCUUUCUCCCAGUGGUGACAAGAUAUCAAUAAACUUAUUUUUAAUACAA
Molecule: messenger RNA, 2589 nt
Organism: Piliocolobus tephrosceles (Ugandan red Colobus)
Lineage: Eukaryota; Metazoa; Chordata; Mammalia; Primates; Cercopithecidae
Gene: MYPOP
Product: Myb related transcription factor, partner of profilin
Exons: 2
Coding region: 790-1989 (399 amino acids)
Biological process (GO): regulation of transcription by RNA polymerase II
Cellular component (GO): nucleus
Molecular function (GO): RNA polymerase II cis-regulatory region sequence-specific DNA binding; DNA-binding transcription factor activity, RNA polymerase II-specific
Source: RefSeq, a predicted model, not a curated record